Molecule: messenger RNA, 1903 nt
Organism: Hypanus sabinus (Atlantic stingray)
Lineage: Eukaryota; Metazoa; Chordata; Chondrichthyes; Myliobatiformes; Dasyatidae
Gene: cd74b
Product: CD74 molecule, major histocompatibility complex, class II invariant chain b
Exons: 9
Coding region: 91-1062 (323 amino acids)
Biological process (GO): protein trimerization; cell-matrix adhesion; antigen processing and presentation
Cellular component (GO): basement membrane; membrane
Molecular function (GO): MHC class II protein binding; macrophage migration inhibitory factor binding
Source: RefSeq, a predicted model, not a curated record
UCCUUGUCGAGAUUAAAAGUUGGUGUCCGUCUCCUCUCUGCCCAGAUACAGUGCUGCAGUCGGACCUGUUGCGAACAGAGGAUAGACAUCAUGUCUGUGGACGAACAACAGAACGCUUUGCUGAGGAAUUCUCAACAGGACAUAGUCAGUCACAACGACGUGGAGGUCCGAUCCAUGGCUCCCAGCCAGGUUACCGGCCAAAGGAGCAGCGGCUGGAAGCGUGGAUUCCUCUACACCGGCGUGUCCAUCCUGGCGGCCAUGCUGAUCGCUGGGCAGGUGGUCAGCGUCAUGUUUCUGCUGAAGCAACAGGACAAGAUAAUGAACCUGCAGAAGACAACGGAUCGGAUUGAGCGCAAGCGCAUGCCAAGCAGCGGCCCGUACAGACCGAAACCAAUCAUGCAUAUGCGGCCGAUGAUAAUGGAUCUCCCGAUGUCGUACAUAGACCCCAUGGCUGAAGCUCCAAAGGCUCCGGCAACCACUCCUCAGCCAAUGACCGUGCUGGAACAAGUGCAGCAACUAUUGAAGGAAGGCAACAGGAGCGUGGAGAUGCCAGAACUGAAGGAGGGUUUCUCCAACAACCUGAAACUUCUGAAGCAGAGCCUGAAGGAAAGUGACUGGCAGGAGUUUGAAUCUUGGCUUCAGAACUGGCUCCUAUUCCAACUUGUUCAGGGUGAGAAGAAACCAGCUCCGACCAGAGCAUCCCGGAUCCAGCCCCAACCUGACCCCCAGCCUCAGGCAGGUAGGAAGAUCUUCUCCGGCAUGGCGAUGAGGCCAAUGCUUCAUGUUCUGCCACUCUCCGCAGACCAACCCAAGGCAUCCGAAAUGCCCAAGCUGGCGCCUGUAACAAGGGUCAAGAGACCAGAGACUGAGUGUGAGAGGCAGCAGAGCCGGAAGAUGAUUCCUGGCAGUUUCCGCCCCUCUUGUGACCAGGAUGGGAACUUUCAACCGAAGCAGUGUUGGCCCAGUACAGGAUUCUGCUGGUGCACCUAUCCAAAUGGGACUAAGAUUGAGGGAACUGCAACUCGAGAACCCCUGCAUAGUUGUAAAAUUUUUAAUGCUUAAGGAAGCCACAUCGUUGGACGAGGUCAUCUAGACCAGCUUUACUCCCCAGACAUACAUUAAUUGCAUAGAUCGAUUUUUUAUUAACAUCGGAUUUGAUUGAUAACUGUUGAUAUCUGACUUGUAGCCAGUAGAUUCAUUUCCUUACUUGCUUAAGAUUCAUCCACAAGAAUUUUUUUCUCUUAGAAGUAGAAAAAUCAGACUGGCUCGAUCUUUGAAAUUCCUACAACUUGAUGGCAUGAACAUCAAUUUCUCCAACUUCCAUUGAUUUCUCUCUCCUCCCCCUUCUGUUUUUUUUUCCAUUCCCCAUUCUCAACCCUUCUCUUCUCCUCACCUGCCCUGUCCAUCACCUCCCUCUGGUUCCCCUUUUCCUUCCCUUCUUCACAUGGUCCUCUCUCCUAUCAGAUCCCUUCUUCUUCAGCUCUUUACCCCUUCUACCUAUUACCACCCAGCUUCUUCCCUCACCCACCCAUCUCUUCUCCUCACCUCCGUUUGGUGGCCUCUCAUGAGGGGCAGAGUGAAUCAUAGAGGAGCAGUUUAAGAUUCUCUGCAAAACAAUUGCAUUAGUGUUAAUUACUUUAUUUACCAUUUUGUUUGAAGUUAGAACUACCUAUAAUUAAUUUGCUUCCAAUUAGUAAUAUUAGUAAUUAGUAAUAUUGCUUCCAGAUCUCAUUUAAUAUCUGGUAAUCGCUAACUACUGCUUGGGGAGAUUAUUUUGCAAUAAAGGAAAUGGCUUUGAUUUUGAUUUUCUUUGGGUUGUGGAGACAGUUGAAAUUGGUUGAGUAAAAAUUGAACAUCUGGCUUAUCACAAAGGACUAUUAAACGGCCUCAGUUGUUAAAUGUA